Molecule: messenger RNA, 724 nt
Organism: Schistosoma margrebowiei
Lineage: Eukaryota; Metazoa; Platyhelminthes; Trematoda; Strigeidida; Schistosomatidae
Source: the annotation of a GenBank genome assembly
AUGGCGACUUUGCUGAAGUAUUGCGGUACUACGACUAAUGUCGUGCAUUUCCGUAACGCUGCGGUGCUCAGCUCCUCUAGGCGCAAAAUGCCACUCCUUACGGAACCAGAACGUGAACAGAUGCUUCCUCCUUUACUAAACAUCCACCAUUGGGAGUUGUGCCAACAUGGUUCUAGAGAGGCCAUACGACGCUCUUUUAUGUUUAAAAACUUUGAUGUAGCAUUCGACUUCAUGAAAAAAAUAGCAGACAAAUCCAAAGUUAUGAAUCAUCACCCUGAAUGGUUCAAUGUGUAUAAUAAGGUAUGUCGCUUGUCAGUAUCAGUAGAUUCUCCAAUACAAAUUCCAUUUUUUUAAAAAUCCAUGUCAUUUUCAGUAACAACUUCACUGCGGUAAGUCCAUCCACAGUAGCCCUACAAAACGGUAGUUUAUAUGAUUUAGAUUUAGGGAACUAAAUUAUGAUGAAAAACCGAUCAAAUUUCAGGUGAGCUACUGGUAUUUUUACGCAGGAUUCACUUGUACUUUUGACUACUUGUAGUCCUUGUACCAAGACUGGUGUCAGUUUAUAAAGAAAAUGUUUCAACUGUUUUGUUUUAUCGGCUCGGUAACAUACAUAAUUCCCGUGUGACACCGUGUAAUGUAAAAUAGCUGCAUAAAAUCACAUAAGAUUGAUCCAAUCAGAAUAUGGUAGUACUUGAUAUAAAUAUCAAAACUGACGGAAUACUGC